AUGAAGAACUUUAUUACCUUCCUUGCUACUGUGGCCUGUGUAGCAGCAGCACCUGGCUACCUCUUAACCCACGAACCUGAUUACGUCCACCUGCCUGUAUCCAAGUCUACAUACACUACAUCAAGCCAGACUAUUGACCACGGCAGCACCCACGUUAUUCACCCCUUGCCUGUAGUCCACACUGCCCCACUAGUCCACAUCCCAAUGUCGUACAGCACCCAGUCCCACGAACGUACCACAUACAACGCACCCGCCUCUAAAACAACGGUAACUAACAGUAAACAAAUCGUGAACCAUGGAAGCACAUCUGUAUACCACGCGCCAGUCGUCCAUCCGGUGGUAGCUCUCCAUUCAUCACCAGUUGUUUACCACUCAUCGCCUGUCGCCUUCAAGAAUCCGGACUACGCUGUAUCUCAUCAGAGCUCAACAGUCCACGAGACAGUCCCUGUAGUGAACUCUUUAGCAUUGUACGCGUUACAUUAA
Molecule: messenger RNA, 483 nt
Organism: Parnassius mnemosyne (clouded apollo)
Lineage: Eukaryota; Metazoa; Arthropoda; Insecta; Lepidoptera; Papilionidae
Source: the annotation of a GenBank genome assembly